Molecule: messenger RNA, 2625 nt
Organism: Astyanax mexicanus (Mexican tetra)
Lineage: Eukaryota; Metazoa; Chordata; Actinopteri; Characiformes; Acestrorhamphidae
Exons: 10
Coding region: 484-2361 (625 amino acids)
Source: RefSeq, a predicted model, not a curated record
AGCACUCAGAUCUAUGACCACACUCGCCUGCUAGCUGCUAUCCAGAGACUUAAUGUUAGCGUGUUAAACCCAUAUUCUCCGUCCUAAACUAAGCGUUACCCCACGAUUUAUAAUAUUAACAACAAAAUCAUCUUAGCCUGGCUAAAAUGGCUAACUUGAUAUCACUAGGGACUGUGUAAGAACAGAAUCAAGUGAAAGUAAACAGUGGAUAAAUUAGCUAAUUAAUGAGUAUAUGUAGCUUCCCAUUUCACAAAAAAAUAUGAAAUAUGUAUAAUAUACGUAUAAUAUAAAAAAAAUGUAAAAAUUAUUUAUGUUUUACACUUGUUAUGCUAGCUAUCUUGUGUAAGUAACUAGCUAUCAACAUCACCAAGCUAUGCAAGAUUCUGAAUUUUCCCGUAUCAGUAGAACAUUUGCAGAUAGAGUAUUUAUAAUAGUGUAAUUUAGCCUGUCUUAUUUUAUUAUGAUUGUUUUUUGUUUACAUUAAUGUUUCGCUUGAUUACUUGCUGUUUACUUAGUGUUUUGUGUGUCUUCCAGAGCACAUCACAGACAUUGGUGACACCCAUCAUUCAUACCAGUACCCAAACAGACCCACCCAGCCUUUUAUGUCGGGCUACACAACUUUCAAGGGGUACAUUAGGCCCUGACUUUAGAAGCAAAGGUACCCAAACAGAGUCUUUCAUCACAAGUACGAGUAUUGCCACAAGUACUUUGGAUGCACCGUGGGGGCCUGUACACUCUACACCCAUUAAGUCUGUUGUUCCAAGGGCAGCUAAAAGACCUUGGGUAGAUGAAGAGGAGGAGGAGGAUGAAGAGAGUGACCACUGCACAGUACCAACUGAACCCCAGUCCUCCACCUAUGAUCCAGCUCAGUCAAUAAGCAGUGUAAUAGAACCAUCACAGAUUACUGAUACAUCUUCAACUGGUUACAAAGACUUCAAGUACAUAGUAUUUGAGAAGAACCUCAUGGAACUUUUUGAAACUUGUCCAGUGUGCAGCCGGUUAUCAGAUGUAAAGACCUACAGACGAGGAACGUUUGUGUCCAUCAUCCAAAAAUGCCAUCACUGCCAAUAUUCCAAGAAAUGGAAGAGCCAGCCACUAAUUGGGAGCUCCCCUGUAGGCAACAUACAACUGUCUGCUGCUAUAUACUUCACAGGCUCUUCAUAUUUUCAAGUCAAAAAGGUAUUUCAAGCCAUGCAUCUGCGAAACAUCAGCUACACAGCAUUCCGUAGGCAUGCAAACAGUUACCUAGAACCAGCUGUGGUAUACAAAUGGCGCCAGUACCAAGAAACUGAAUUACAGUUCUUGAGCCAGAGAAAAGUCAAGAUUGGAGGGGACAUGCGAGCAGAUUCACCAGGCCACUCUGCCAAAUAUGGAACUUACAGUGUAAUGAAUCUGGAGACCAACAACAUCAUCGACAUUCAACUAAUACAGAGCAAUGAGGUUGGAGGGAGCCACAACAUGGAGAAAGAGGGACUGAAAAGAAGCCUACAGCAUUUGGAGUCCAAGGGUGUGGCAGUCGAUUACAUUGUCACUGACCGUCAUCCCCAGAUCCAAAAAAUUCUCCGUGACAGACAAAUAACCCACUACUAUGAUGUCUGGCAUUUGGAAAAAGGUCUUUCUAAGAAAUUAGGAAAGGUGGCGAAAGAAAAGGACUGCGAGGUGGUGAAGAAGUGGCAGCAGGGAAUCAAGAACCAUGUCUACUGGUGUACAACUUCCUCAUCCUCAGGGCCAGAGAAAGUUGCCAAAUGGACAUCUGUGGUGAACCACGUGCAAGACAAACACACCCACGACAACCCUCUCUACCCACAAUGCCAACAUCCAAUCCGUCAGAGCAGAGAUCGUAAGAAGUGGUUUCAGCCAGGUUCUAAAGCCCUCUACAAAUUGGAGAAAAUACUGACCAAUAAGAGGGUCCUCGGUGACGUUGAGAGGCUAAGCUCCCGUUACCAGACCUCAACACUGGAGGCAUUCCAUAGUGUGAUUUUGCGCUUCACACCCAAAAGUGUGGUCUUCCCUUUCAUUGGGAUGUUAUGCAGACUAUAUCUGGCUGCAAUGCACUUUAAUGAAAAUGCUGGUCGGACUCAGGCCAGAACAACUUCAGGAGUACUGAGGUACCGAUUGCAUUUUCCAAAGGCCAAAAAGGGAGGACACACCGUGAAGUCAGUAAAAUCACCACCAACAUACUGCUACGUCUACAACCUGAUUGCUGCAGUGUUUGACGACAUCGUCCCCAAUCCCCAGCCCUACUUGGAGGAGUUCAAAAAGAUCCCUAUUCCUGGUGACUUGUCCUCAGAGUUCUACCGUCCUCCGCUGACAGAAGCUGUGGCUGCAUACAGGUCUCGCUUUAGCCAAGAGCAGCCCUAAAGCCGACAUAUUGGCCCUCUGUGUCUGGGAAUUCCCUUCUGAUCCGCAGGACAACACAAGCUGGAACAACAACUCGGACCUUUCUCCCUAAAUAACCCCAGCACCAGCUUACAAAUGACCUGUAGGCCAGAUGUCUGCAUCGCCUAGUAAACAGAGACAUUUGUAAAUUCUGAACAUUGUUUCGAUGUUAUUAUUUUGUUUUGCCUUAUUUUUCAAUUCUACUCUAUGUAAAUAUAAUAAAAAGGUAUUUAAUUUGACAAUGGA